AUGUCAGCCUUACCAAGCUCUAAGAAUACACCUGCCCAAUCGAAAGCUAUCACACAAGAAAAGAGUGAAACACCAAUAGAACCCAAGCCGGCAGCUGCAGUUUUGGAGGAAGACGACGAAUUUGAGGACUUUCCAGUAGAGAACUGGGGCCCAGAAGAGACUGAGCCUAGCAGCAACACUUAUCUGUGGGAGGAGAGUUGGGAUGACGACGAUGUUUGUGAAGACUUUUCUGCACAACUAAAAGAAGAACUCAAGAAAGUCGAGACAAAUAAAAAGUCUUGA
Blumeria graminis f. sp. triticale is the source of this 282-nucleotide messenger RNA. The record is from the annotation of a GenBank genome assembly. Lineage: Eukaryota; Fungi; Ascomycota; Leotiomycetes; Helotiales; Erysiphaceae.